Molecule: messenger RNA, 857 nt
Organism: Vespa mandarinia (Asian giant hornet)
Lineage: Eukaryota; Metazoa; Arthropoda; Insecta; Hymenoptera; Vespidae
Source: RefSeq, a predicted model, not a curated record
UAGUUAUGGUAAAGAUGACGGUACAUCUCGAACGAAAGAAGUAAUUAAGGAAGCUGUGCCAAUAACGACACAUAAACUUUCCAGUAACUGACGAUGACCUCAUACGUAAUCGCAGCAAACGUGAACAAUGAUGAAGUUAUUAGAAAACCAUUGAGAAAUGAUACCAUAAAAGCAGAUACAAGGAGGCUUAAAACCGUAACACUCGAUAGAGUUGGUAGGAUUUUUAAAUCCCGAGGACAGACAUGCGAGAUGGAUAAAGCCGAAAUGAACUUGGACAAUGCAAUGAGUAUAACAGAAUCUGAGGAAAAAUACGACGAGCAAACUUCGAGGAAGGACAAAACCAAUUCUUUGGGAAGAAUGUUAAAGUUGGUGGACAAAGAUGGCGCACCAAAGAAGCUUUUCCCUCAUCCACGUGCUGGAUCCUUGAGUAGGAUUUUUCGUAAACAUUCGACUAAUGUGAACAUCGAAACCGUUGACAAGACAGAGGAAGAAUCCCCCGGAAUUUUUUCAAGAAUGUUUAAUCAUCUAAGAGGUCGUUCCGCAAAUAGCAGAAAUAGGAGCAAUUCAAACAACUUACGCGAAACAAUGGAAAAAGAAAAGUCCUCGUUACCUCCGAAAUUACCAAUGAGUUCGAAAAUAUUGUCCCAAAAAUCUUCAAAACCACCAUUAUCGGUAUCAUCCUCAUCGUCAUCGGCGGCUGAAAAGCAGCAACCAACGAGAUCAUCCCAAAGAACUUUUAAUCUAGCAUACAAAUCUUAAAUUUCUCGUUGAUCGAUCCAUACAAAUUUAUAGCUUAUAAUUGUGAAAACGAACAAAAGAACAGAAAAAAGCAAUAACAAAAAAGACAACAUUAUACA